Molecule: messenger RNA, 639 nt
Organism: Pseudovirgaria hyperparasitica
Lineage: Eukaryota; Fungi; Ascomycota; Dothideomycetes; Acrospermales; Acrospermaceae
Exons: 4
Coding region: 1-639 (212 amino acids)
Source: RefSeq, a predicted model, not a curated record
AUGCAUGUCAGCACGGCAAAGGGCGAUGGGAUGGGAAAGAGAGGGAAUGGGAAUGGCGAUCGUGCGUGCGUGUGUGGACAAGCGGGUGCACGCGUCGACUUGCCCGCGGACGAAAAGGUUCGGGGGUGUGUGUUGAGUGGUUCGUGGGUGGAGGAGGAAGAGGAGGAGCGAAUACGAGAAAGCGGGUACCGGGCGUGUGUGGUGGGCGGAGCGGAAUGCCGAGAGGGCGGCUUGAGGCUAAGGCUGAGGCUGAGACUGAGACCGACCAGGAAGCAAGGAAGAGAGGCAUUUUCGGACGGAAGCACAGGCGAUCGACAUCCGUACCCGCUCCGCGACGCAUCGUGUGAAAUAGCCUCAAAGCAAAAACGAUGGGUAAUUACGUACAUGGCCGUCAGACACGCACGCUUCCUUGAAAGAGUGUCGCAUGCAUAUCUCGAGCAUCAGGAUAGAGUCGGAGGUGCAGCGACGUCCAAACUAGCUUUCCUGGUGACGGACGCACUUGUGUUUGUGACGGCGGGUGUGCUACUGCUACGCUGGUCGAGGGCACGAACCAUGCUGACGGGGAAAGGUGGUGUAGCGAAGAGACAGACGGAGAAUAAAUGCAUCUGGGAUGAUGCUGUACUCAACAACAUUGAUUGA